Molecule: messenger RNA, 1929 nt
Organism: Drosophila hydei
Lineage: Eukaryota; Metazoa; Arthropoda; Insecta; Diptera; Drosophilidae
Product: esterase B1
Exons: 2
Coding region: 111-1811 (566 amino acids)
Source: RefSeq, a predicted model, not a curated record
AGCGCGUAGGAAGUGCCGCGGAACAGUUCUGUUCGGAUUAAAGAGAAAUAUACAGACAAAUAUAUAUCGAUAUAUAUAUAUAUAUAUCUAUAUAAACACAUACUGUAGAAAUGGAUUUGCGCUUGGGUGUGACCGACAAAAUUAAGAUAGCCGCAAAAGCCAUGGGCCACAAGGUCGUGCUGUAUCGACUGAGCACCGGACAUACCAAAGUGCUGGAGACCAAAUGUGGCAAGGUGAAGGGCAUGGAGCGCAAGACCAUCUAUGAUGGAGAGCAUUACUAUUCCUUUGAAGGUAUACCCUACGGCCAGCCACCGGUGGGCGAGCUGCGCUUUCAUGCGCCACAACCAGCCAAGCCCUGGGAGGGGGUGAGAGACUGCACCCACGCUCGAUCGCAGCCCAUCCAGAAGAACUCCAUAACGAGCGCUGUGGAGGGAUCUGAGGAUUGUUUGUACAUCAAUGUGUAUGCCAAGCGCCUGGAAACACCCAAGCCACUGCCUGUCAUGGUGUGGAUCUACGGCGGUGGCUUCCAAAUCGGCGGUGCCACGCGAGACAUCUACGGACCGGACUACUUCAUGAAGCACGACGUCCUGUUGGUCACCUUUAAUUAUCGCGUGGGCGCCUUGGGCUUCCUCAGCCUCAAGGAUCCCGAACUGCAGGUGCCUGGCAAUGCGGGUCUUAAGGAUCAGGUGUUGGCAUUGCGCUGGGUGCGUGAUAACAUAGCCAGCUUCAAUGGCGACGUGAACAACAUUACACUGAUGGGCGAGAGUGCGGGCGGAACGUCCGCACACAUGCUGAUGCACACGGAACAGGCACGAGGCCUGUUCCAUCGCGCCAUUGUACAGUCGGGAUCGGCGCUGUGCGAAUGGUCCACCCAGCCGGAUAGGGGCGCUGUCCAGCGUCUGGCCAAACGUUUGGGCUACAAGGGCGAGGAGGGCAACGAGAAGCAGCUGCUACAGUUUUUCAAAGCGGCAUCUGGGCAUCAGCUGGCGCAGUACUGCAAUGCGAUCGUGACCCAGGAGGAGCAUCGUCAAUAUGAGAUAAUUGCCUUCGGGCCUGUCGUGGAGCCAUAUGUGGGCGACGAUUGCGUCGUGCCCCGGCCUUAUAUCGAGCAACUUGUCAGCGCUUGGGGCAAUGAGAUACCGCUCAUUAUUGGUGGCACCUCGUUUGAGGGACUAUUCAGCUAUAAGACAACGCUGCAGGACAAGGAGCAUAUGCUCAGUGCCUUUGAGGCCAUUAUUCCAAAACCCGUGCGAGAUACCAUCGAUGCCAACGAGCUGACCGAGCAACUGCGUCGCCUGAAGCUGGCCUACUUCGACGAUGCCGAUCGCGCCCAAAUGGAGCUAUUCGAGUGUCUGCGUAUACUGAGCAUCAAGAACUUCUGGCAUGCGAUUCACCGCUCGCUGCUCGCUCGUGCUGCCUAUGCUCCAGCCACGCCCACCUACUUGUACCGCUUCGACAUGGACUCGCCGCACUUUAAUCACUAUCGCAAUCUGCAAUGCGGGCGACAUGUGCGCGGAGUUUGUCACGGGGAUGACAUAUCCUACAUGUUCUACACGCUUCUGUCCAACAAACUGAAUAAGGCCACGCCCGAGUAUCGCACCAUUGAGCGCCUCAUUGCCAUGUGGACCUCAUUCGCCACGACGGGCAAUCCCAACUGCCCGCAGAUAGAGCCCAUUCAAUGGGAGCCAGUGCGACCGGGCGUCUCGGAGCUCUGCCUGAACAUCGCCGAGGAAUUAGAGUUCAAGCCAUUGCCGGAGAGCAAAGAGUUCGUGGUGUGGGACAGCUUCUAUACAAGAGAGACUCUAUACUAGCACUGCGCUCCCCCCCUUAAGCUAACCGGUUUGCAUUUAAUGAACCAACUCCGCCCAACGGUUCGCUUUAAGCUUUAUCUCGUUCAUUGUUCAAUUUUCAUUGAUGAUAAUGAAUGUU